Molecule: messenger RNA, 1619 nt
Organism: Rhincodon typus (whale shark)
Lineage: Eukaryota; Metazoa; Chordata; Chondrichthyes; Orectolobiformes; Rhincodontidae
Product: cilium assembly protein DZIP1L-like
Exons: 13
Coding region: 69-1517 (482 amino acids)
Biological process (GO): cilium assembly
Cellular component (GO): cytoplasm; ciliary basal body
Source: RefSeq, a predicted model, not a curated record
UCCAGAAAAAUGAAUCCAAAAAGAAGGUGAAAGAACUUGAGGUUCAGCAUCUGGCUGAAAAAGAGGAGAUGAAAGUAGAAAACGAGAGGCUAAGGACCACUUUGUCUGCAGACCAGAAAACAACAGCUGAAUACUUCCAAAAGCAAAUCAGUUCGCUCCGUGCAAAGGUCAAAGAGCAGAAUGCAGUCAUCUUCUCUCGGGAAGAUCAGAUCAGAAAGCUAUCCUCUAAACCAGUUCAAGAUGCUCCUGACUGUGAUGUCCUCCACGUGACCCACUUAAAUCCACUCGGACGCGAUCCAGGAAUGCUCCCUUCCUCGUCAGCUUCUGAGAGUCAAGACUUGGAAUCCGAGGAAGAUGAUGAUUUGGAGAGUUCCCUAGACCGGAAGCAGCAGCUGUUGGACACCCUGAGACAGAAUCCAAAAUUCAUCAAACAGUUCCGUCCCAUUUUGGAAGAGACGCUGGAGGAGAAAUUGGAGAGCAUGGGUUUGAAAAAGGGCUUGAAGGGAAUUCCUGCCCAGACACUGAAGAGCCUGAAUGUGACUGUGGGCAAACAGCGCGAGAGCAAGGCCAAGCGUUUUGGCGAGUUUGCUAGCCUUCGGAAGCGGUUUGCAAAGGUCGUGGUGGAGAAGGUCAGAGAGAAACAGCGCAGCGAGGGCUACAGCUCCCCUCCACCCCGAUCAGUUCGGAGACACACAACGCAGAAAACGGCCGCAAAGACUAAGGGCCAACAUGCCGUCUCAUUGAAACCAUCCCGUUUGAUCGACCCCAAGCCUUGCCAGACUGAGGUCCCCAAACCGGCUGUGCGGCAUCGAACUGCCACUCCUACCCGCUCUUUUGCACCCAUUGCCAGUACUCCCCCUUUCUCCUCGGAUGUUGACGAUGACGACUCUGUGGUGGACAGUGCCUAUGUCACCAGCGUGGGGGUGAAGGAUGGGGCCCAGGCCCGUGUCGUCCAGUCGAACCCGUUGCCGACACAGCCAAGCCUGAGCGACGAUGACGAUGACUGGUCAGAUACCGACAUCUCGACGGAGCUGCUGAGCCCAGCCCGGGGUGCUCCUGUGGCCCAUACCCCACCAGGAACCAAGGUGCAAAGUCUGACAAAGAGCCUGGAGAGACAACUCCGCUUCCCAGCCAAGAAACCGACCGGUGGAGUUCGACUUGUACCCACAGCGCAAGCUGCACCUCGUACCUCUCCUGAAAACCGCACCGUCGUCAAGAAGUUGCAGCUAUCCGAUGAUGAUGAUGAGAGUGACCUGGACAUCUCGUCGAUCGAGGAGGUCUCUGAAGAGUUUGUCGUGAAAGCAGCGAUCUCAAAGCCAAUGGUGGUGCCAAGGGAAAGUGCCGAGCCGUGUGUGUCUCAGGGAACCAGCGUCUGGAGCUCGUCUGCCAGCAGAGGGGCAGCUUACAGCUCCAUCUGCUGUUGUCCUGUACGGCCGCUUGAAAUGAACACCACCCACAAAUUGCCUCAAAGUAGUACAACACAGCUGCACAACACAACCUCUCCUGCAUUGGGUUGAAGGAGGCGGGCACUGUGACAUCGUUGAAAAGCAGCAGCUUUGCCACGGUAACAGACAUCAGUGACUCCGAGUUCAACUUCCCAUGAGCACCAGACGUUCCGG